ACAAUUCACAAGGUCUUCAAUGCAAAAUUCCCCGACCCCUCUAGAUUCUGGAACGACCGCCCCAGCCGAGGAGCCGACCGGCCGGCGAAGUGGGAUGGGGGCGAUGGCGGCGGCUCGGGGGCAGAAGGCGCUGGUGGCUCUGCCGCAGCUGGUGAAGUCGCUGCGGAGUGAUCCCGUUUCCGGAAGCGCACGACUCAGACACCUUCCGUCUCUCAGGAGGACCUUCUCGUUGUACGACCAGAUCAACCUCAUCGACAGCGUCCCCGAAGACGAGCUCCGAUUCCAGUCGUAUGAUGAUACUGGAUUCAAAAUUAACAAUAUAAAAUAUGAAGGCAGCUUGUUGAUUGUAGAGAACAAGAUAAUGACAUGGGCACCCAAAACGUUCUCAGAGAUAACUGCUGAAAGUUUAUCAAUCUUCAAAGUUGUGCACCCUAUCCCAGAGAUCUUGAUUCUUGGUUGUGGAAGACACAUCCAGCCGGUCAGUCCUGAGCUACGAAAGUUCAUUCGUUCAACUGGAAUGAAGCUAGAAGCAGUCGAUUCAAGGAAUGCGGCUUCAACAUAUAAUAUCCUGAACGAGGAGGGCAGGCCGGUGGCAGCUGCAGUUCUUCCUUAUGGAGUCGCUUGUUAGUGUUUUUUGCCUUUUAUACCAGUUUGGCAGGCGUUUUCUUGUUGGAAUCGAUAGCUAACUGAGCUGAAAUGUCGGCAUCCGUCUGGACCAUCGACAAUGCUGUUUUGGUGUCUAGGAAAGGCCACCCUAGGUUUUGUAGCAUAUUGUUCCCUUUGUAAUCGCGGGCUAACAGAAGUCACGCAGUGUACACUACAUGGAAUCGAAAUAAGAAUGAUGGUCCCUGUCAUAGU
Messenger RNA from Zea mays, 858 nucleotides. RefSeq lists its product as uncharacterized. The record is from RefSeq and is marked validated. Gene Ontology annotation, biological process: mitochondrial respiratory chain complex I assembly. The transcript has 6 exons. The coding region runs from base 20 to 628 and encodes 202 amino acids. Gene Ontology annotation, cellular component: mitochondrial inner membrane. NCBI's taxonomy places the organism in Eukaryota, Viridiplantae, Streptophyta, Magnoliopsida, Poales, Poaceae.